Messenger RNA from Saprolegnia diclina VS20, 606 nucleotides. RefSeq lists its product as hypothetical. The transcript is spliced from 3 exons. NCBI's taxonomy places the organism in Eukaryota, Oomycota, Saprolegniomycetes, Saprolegniales, Saprolegniaceae. The record is from RefSeq and is a predicted model, not a curated record. The coding region runs from base 1 to 606 and encodes 201 amino acids.
AUGCUCCUCGACCUCUUCAAGGCCCGCGAUGACUUCCGCUGUCAGACCAUGGCGACGAGCCCCGUCGACGUGCUGCUCUGCGCGCGGCCGGGCGUCGCCCCCGCGAUCCCCUUCCUCCUGCUCACAGCGCGAGAUACGAUCGAAGAGAUCGAAGCUACGGUUGCGACGGCCACGGCCACCUUUCCGCUGGUGUAUGCGAUCCAGCUCUUCCCCGCGACGAUGCCUCCGCGGCUCCACCGGCAGGUCCAGACGCUCCUCAUGGCGCCACGGCCCCCCGCAAAGCUUUGCAUCUUCCCUGCAUCCUCGAUCGACUCGGCGUUCCGAGCGAUCCUCAACAUUCGGGAAAAGCAUCAAUAUGCGGCUGCAGCACGCGCGCGAACCUUCUUUGACAAAUUGAGCGACCAGCAGCUCUCCAAGGAGCACGAGCGGGGCAUCCUCGCGGCCAAUUUGCAUUUCCUCUCGGACGACGACUGCGACAUGCUCCUCGACAUCUUUGGAUCGAUUGCCAACGUGAUGCAAGCGUCGGCCAAGGACCUCCUCCGCCGCACGGUGCUCGACAAGGUCAGCGCCGAGCUCGUCGCCGACUUUUUCCAGCCCGAUCGAUAA